UGUGUGGGAUGUUUGCGGACGGCGUAAUUUUCUCGCUGACUGGAGACUCUCUCUUUCUGUUUGAAUGAAAAAGUCUCCCAUCCAGUCUGAGAAAAUGAAUAUGUAUGCUGUGCCCAGUCCGGGAAUACCAGGCUGUCCACCAGGAUUAGAGUACCUGACUACGGUGGAUCAGCUCCUCAUCAAACAGAAAGUCGAGCUCGUUGAAGCCCUCGUUGGCUUCGAAAGCAACAACAAGUAUGAAGUGCGUAACUCCAUGGGCCAGAACGUGUUCUACGCCGUCGAGGAGAACGACUGUCUGAGUCGACAGUGCUGUGGCCCCCUGCGCUCCUUCAACAUCCACGUCCUCGACAAUUUCGGCCAGGAGGUCAUCAGCGUCUCCAGACCGCUCAAGUGCAUGUCUUGCUUCUUCCCGUGUUGUUUACAAGAGCUAGAGGUGCAGGCUCCCCCCGGUAACACAGUGGGCUACGUGAUACAACAGUGGCACCCGUUCUCCCCCAAAUUUAUUGUCACGAACGAACACAGCGAGCCUGUGCUGAAGAUCCAUGGGCCCUUCUGCGGAUGGAGCUGCCUUCCAGAUGUUGACUUUGAGAUUUUGACGAUGGAUGAAGUGAGUAAGAUUGGGAAAAUCAGUAAGCAGUGGACGGGACUACUUCGGGAAGCGUUCACAGAUUCAGACAACUUUGGCAUCCAGUUUCCCAUGGACCUUGAUGUGAGAAUGAAGGCUGUGAUGAUCGGUGCAUGCUUUCUUAUCGACUUCAUGUUCUUUGAGUCAACUAACUAGGAGCCAACUGGAUUUCCAUGAGACAUUUACUGGAAGAACAAGGCCACAAAGCCAUGAUGAUCAAAUGCCCUAACAAAGAACAACCUUCAAAUACAUAGUUUAAAGAAAGUACUUAGUACAUAAAUGUUAUAACUUUGCAUGAUCAUUGAACUAGAAGGUUUGUUUUAGUCUUAGCUGCUCAGGUUGGUUUUAAGGUUACGUUACUAGGCCGUGAGUGCACGAUGCAGUUUUGAUUUUUGUUUUUCUUAGACAGUAUUUGUGAGGACGUCUGUGUGCGCGCGCGUAUGUGUGUGUGUGUGUGUUUAUAUUAUGGUCAACGAGUCCAUCUGGACCCCAAGCCUUUGUGCGUUACUAGAUCUCUUGUAGGUCAGACAUUCCAUGCCCUUAUUUAUUAAGUUAUGUUUAUGUUUGUUCACAGUAUAAAUUAGAACAAUGUGUGUGUGCGCUGCUUUGUGCGUGUGUUGCUAUGCGUGCAGCUGUGUGUGUUUUAAGUGAAAGAUAAAUUAUAAUGCAGGAUAUAAAGUAUUUAUAUUUUCGAUGCCACAAAUAAUUGCAAAAUUGUUGACUCUGUAGGGGUUGUUUUUGGGGGAUAGAAUGGUUUAUAGCUGCUGUUCCAGUCUUGUUCAGCAGAGGGAGCUAGAUAUCCAUUAACCCAAUAACCCACCACACAGUCCCAAUGAACAAUGUCAGUAUCUGCUUAUCAUGUCAUUGUCAUAAGACUCAAAUAUUAGUGUCAGACGACAUUGUAUAUUUUUGGGCAAUCUCAGGUUGAAAUGCAUGCUUCUGUAUUAUAGUGUUGGCUACUGCAGGUUCUGGGAAAAAUGAAAUCGUCUUAAAAUCCGCUUCACUUUGCGUAAAUCUCCUAUUAUAUCAACUUCAGUCGUCAUCUUUAAAUCCCCUUUAACAUUACAGAUGGGGAGGCUUUGUAUGAGAUCUCAAAAGUUUUCAAAAAAUGAUGUAAAAGUUUCCAUCAAAUGGUCACUGAGACUUCUCCUCAAUGCUACGCCAGUAAGCAUUUGUGUGGAGUCACGAUGACUGACUACUGAUUUCACUCUACAAACCUGAAAAAAAGUGUCGACGUUAAGCCAUUUUUUUUUUACAAAUUAAGUCUUAAAAGCUUGACGGCUUUUAUUUUUGUAAAACCUACUAUAUACUGCCAGUUGGAAGAGCUAAUGUUGCUAGUGUCGAGUGCAAACUUCUUGCGUAGACUGUGUUGUUUUCUGCCUUCGGUGUGUUGAAAGUUGUUUGUAUAUUCGUCAUAAGUGGGUUUAUCUCACUCUUUAUAAACAGUGUUCUUUUCAAAUCUUGAUUUUAAGACUGACAACGCAGCAAAUUGCUUAAGAUGGAUGUUUUUUGGAGUUUUGGUUUGGUUAUACAAUUUGUUGAGAGUAGUUAAAGUAAAUUUAACUGGCAUUCUUAGCAGUAGGAUUAGCCCAUCUUGUUUCAUAGAACUUAGUAAUAGUAUAAGAUGCUGGUGCUACAUCCUCUGAAGGUUAUUUUUUUAUUAGUAUUAUUAUUUUUAAGUUGAAAUCGGAAUGUGACACAAAGGGAAUGUUGCUACUCCCGGACGGUUAUUAACACAAACAGCUCAUGUCCUUAUUCUUCUACUUUUGCACUAAUACUGUGAACUAACAAGCCGUUUAGUCAUGCAAUGGGUCAGUGCUGAGCUAAGCUUAACUUGUGCAAACAGUCCAUGGAAACACUACAAUAAAAAACAUUUAAAUAAAAAUGAA
This is a messenger RNA of Mugil cephalus (flathead mullet), 2514 nucleotides long. Its product is annotated as phospholipid scramblase 1. Gene Ontology annotation, cellular component: plasma membrane. NCBI's taxonomy places the organism in Eukaryota, Metazoa, Chordata, Actinopteri, Mugiliformes, Mugilidae. The coding region runs from base 65 to 781 and encodes 238 amino acids. The record is from RefSeq and is a predicted model, not a curated record. Gene Ontology annotation, molecular function: phospholipid scramblase activity. The transcript has 7 exons. Gene Ontology annotation, biological process: plasma membrane phospholipid scrambling.